Molecule: messenger RNA, 507 nt
Organism: Stylonychia lemnae
Lineage: Eukaryota; Ciliophora; Spirotrichea; Sporadotrichida; Oxytrichidae
Source: the annotation of a GenBank genome assembly
AUGGCAACAAUAGAUGGGAAAAAUCCUAAUCCUAUAAUUAUCAAGGCUCAUACAAGUGUGAGACCAGAUGAACUUGAACAAGUUAGGAAAAAGCUAGAAGUUGCAGGAAUAGAUGAUUUUGAUUUUGACGAAGAUAUGGUGUAUGAUGUAAUUGCGACAAUAAAGGACCCUGAACAUCCAUUAACCUUGGAAUAGUUAGAUGUGGUCAAACCUCAUUUGAUAACUGUUGAUAAUGAAAAUUAUUAUAUUAGAGUUGAAUUUACUCCAACUAUACCUAAUUGCUCAAUGGCAACAUUAAUAGGCCUGAUGAUAAGAACCAAACUUAAUAGAAAUAUUCCUUCUAAAUAUAAGGUUGAUGUCUAUAUUGAGGCAGGAAAACAUGACUAGUAAAAAGAGAUAAGCAAAUAAUUAAAUGAUAAAGAGAGAUACUUAGCAGCCUUAGAAAAUGAACAUCUUGCUGGGAUUGUAAAUGAUGGAAUCUAGGAUAAUUCUUUAAGCUAUAGAUGA